Molecule: messenger RNA, 1510 nt
Organism: Exophiala xenobiotica
Lineage: Eukaryota; Fungi; Ascomycota; Eurotiomycetes; Chaetothyriales; Herpotrichiellaceae
Exons: 2
Coding region: 91-1029 (312 amino acids)
Biological process (GO): transmembrane transport
Cellular component (GO): mitochondrial inner membrane
Molecular function (GO): S-adenosyl-L-methionine transmembrane transporter activity
Source: RefSeq, a predicted model, not a curated record
GUUACCUUGUAAUGGAAGUCGACACACUCGAAUCUCGUACGAGUAGAUGAAAGGUCCUCUUCGCCUCAUACCGCAACCGACAGCCCAGGUAUGACAGAGCAAGAUGUAGUCCUGCGCGAAGCCCCGACGCCCGUCGUGGCCUCUCUCUGGACGCGAUCCCUCAUCGCGGGCGCUCUAGCCGGCCUCACGGUUGACACCUCUCUGUAUCCGAUUGACACGAUCAAGACCCGACUACAGUCCAAUCUGAGCAAUCACCAUGCCUCGACUCUACCACGGCACACCUUCGCCGGCACUCUUCGCAGCAUGUACGCGGGCCUGCCCUCUGCCAUGCUCGGCUCCAUGCCCUCGGCCGCUUUCUUCUUCCUGGUCUACGACGGCGUCAAGCGAGGAUUGACGGACCCGACUCAGCCUUCCUCGACACAGGCAUACACACACAUGCUGGCGUCAUCAUUGGGAGAAAUUGCAGCGUGCGCAAUCAGAGUGCCCACCGAGGUUGUCAAGCAACGAGCGCAAGCAGGACUGUUCGGCGGAUCUUCGUUGCUCGCAUUCCAAGAUAUCCUCGCUUUGCGGCACACUGACGGCGUUCCAACCAUGGUGCGAGAGCUCUACAGAGGCGGAGGGAUCACCAUCAUGCGCGAGAUACCCUUCACGAUCGUCCAAUUCAGUCUGUGGGAAUACUUUAAAGCUUCAUACUCAGAUCGACAGCACACAUUAACUGGUCGUCAGGAAGGACUGGUGACUGCCAGCGAAAGUGCAGUCUUUGGAAGCGUUGCUGGAGCCAUAGCUGCAGGCCUAACCACACCCCUAGAUGUGGUGAAAACUCGGAUCAUGCUUGCACGGAAAGAGACCGGGAGCUUAUCAACCAGGACAGGUCCUAUCGCCGCCCUGCGACAGACCUGGCAUGCUGAAGGGCUUUCCGGCCUCUUUCGAGGCUUUGUGCCUCGUGUGGGCUGGAUCAGUACUGGUGGUGCGAUCUUUCUCGGGACAUAUCAGUAUGUAUGGAAUCAGCUGGCCUCGGAACAGCCUUGACCAGAGACGAUCUUGCAAAUUUCCGGACCUGGACAGCUGCGAUUCUCCAUUGACAAGACACGCCAAGGACAUCCUCCAUUCGUAGCGCUGGUGAAGGUCAAUUACUUUCCAAAGCUUCCAUUUUCGGGGACGUUACUGCACCAGCAUCUUGCACCAGGUCACAAAGAAGGACUCCUUGUGCUAUCUCCGCAGAACAAGAGCCGAGUCGGCUAGAGGUCUACUCUUGACGAUACUCCUUCCGGCGUAGAGAACAUACCAUCUACCAGAAAUGGGUGAAGGGAUUGAUCACUGCGAGAUGGUAAUCCCAAUCUACCCCGGCGACAAAGGUAGUUCUGCAACAUCGCCGUGGCACCCUUGAUCCAGUUGGGACAUACUUUCCCAAGGCGUGUCUAUUAAGUUCUUCUGUCGCGACGUCAGAAUGAUUGAGGGAUAAAGACCAUUGUAAACCGUGUUGUAUAGUAGUACAAAAAUUGCGUCCUCC